This is a messenger RNA of Amoebophrya sp. A120, 1403 nucleotides long. The record is from the annotation of a GenBank genome assembly. Lineage: Eukaryota; Dinophyceae; Syndiniales; Amoebophryaceae.
AAGACGAAAAGCAGGAGCAUCUUCCUAGGUAGCUACUUAGUUGCUAUCGCAGGUACUACAAACCAUGUCCUUUAUUUGAAAAGGAUUGGAAUGAUUUCAUUUAUGCAUAUGCACUAAAAAAGGCGGGUAGUAUAGUUGCAAACGUCGAUCCGGUUCUUGUUCCCAUGUUGCCCGAUCAUCUCUUUUCCAACAUAAAUUUGAUUUUCACGAAGAAAAUUCUUCCCUUUUUCGAACAAACCACCAUGUCUUGGAAGGACGCGUUUGGCCUGGCGCAGAAAGUGGUUAGUACGAGCCCCGACGUGUGCCAAGUAACGGUGAAAAACGCGACAGAUAUGAGAGUGUACAACUCCCGCUCCCCCUCAUUUGUCAUGCAAAAUUCCAAAUCCACCCUCAGCCUGUUAGUAGUGUUUGCAUGACAGAUUCCGGAAUCCAAAACAGCACUACAAUCCUCUAUGAAUUUGCCAUGCGAAUAAAGCUGCAUCUUUGCCAGCGCUUGUGUUGCUGUUCAUGCAACACAAAUGAGGGGGAGGAGGAGUUGUGCAGUCUCAUAACAGAAGAGUACCGUUUAAAAGUGAAGUCCUACAAUCGGCACGACGCGGUUGUAUCAAUUGCAAAUAUGUCUGGGUCUGGAAGGCGGCAACUUGUCAUGGUAAAUCUGAAGCAUGCAAAAAUCUGUGUUGCCUGAGUGCCAAAAGCUGUCCACUUUUGACCAAGUUGGAAGGGAGUUUCUCAUGCAGGAUAGACAUGAUAGGGAUCUCACAGAAACUGUCAUGCUAGGUCCUGCACUCCAGACGACAUGGAUCAUAUAAAAAUCUGCAUGACAAGUUUACAAUUUUCCAGACCAAGACAUUUUUGCAGUGCAUAGGUUGGGUUGUGGCACCACGCGGAGAUGCAGUUAAAACCGGGGCAGUCUGACGGAAAAGGCAACACAGAGAGACGGAAAAGCCUGUCAUGCUUGGCGGUGCAUCACAGAGUACUAUACUAUUCACUGACUUGCAUCACAACCUUCCAGACCACCCAGACGUAUUUGCAAUGCAUAUACCACAAGAAAAUGCUGAAAGCGUCGAUGAAGGGCUUGCUGUCACCAGAGAGAUAUCCUGUGCAAAAGUAUCGUACUCGUAGUAAUUGUUCUUGCAGUCAUGCAUUACAAAUUUUUUUCUUAAUGUAAAUCCACAUGACAAAUUUUAUUUCUCAUGCUGAGGGAAUUCGUCAUGCAUUUAUACGAGUGCGAUACUUGUGCAAUGCAUAAGAGAAGGCAGAACAAGGAUGGAGAAAAUGAGGAAAUUAGUCUGGAAAACCAAGUCGCCGCACGGUCUCUGAACAACCCGGACACCAUAUGCAUUGCAAAUAUGUCCUCUGGGUCUGGAAGGUUGGAACUUGUAAUGCUAGCUUUCCAUACCUAG